Linepithema humile (Argentine ant) is the source of this 3280-nucleotide messenger RNA. Its product is annotated as scavenger receptor class B member 1. Gene Ontology annotation, cellular component: cytoplasm; membrane. Lineage: Eukaryota; Metazoa; Arthropoda; Insecta; Hymenoptera; Formicidae. The record is from RefSeq and is a predicted model, not a curated record. Gene Ontology annotation, molecular function: scavenger receptor activity.
AGCGUCAGUCGUCAGUCGAAAACGUCGUCAGACGGCGAGUGUGAUUACUUUUUCCGUUCGACUUAUCUAUUCGUAUUCCUGCAACUUUGUCGAAAUUCCCAGUCAUUAAAAAUUCAUUGAACAGUCCAGUCUAUCUCUUUCUCAUUUACAGUCACGCGGACAGUUCGCGCACGUAUAUAUUCGAUACGCGCGGAGGACACUCUGCCAAUAAUUCGCGCAAAUCGAUCUCAGGCAAGGCAAUCUGCGAAUUUGCAGAAUUUCUUCAGAAACUUGAAUUGAAUCGACUUCACGAUUUGAUUUCGAGCCGAUUUUCUCUGUAAGAUCGCGGUAAUUCGUAUCGAUUAUUGGAAUCAGACAUGACGAUCUCGGUGACCGACGCGGCGCUCGACAUGGAAAAGAAGGCGAUUAAUCGCUGCACCCGGCGCAACCCUUUCCGCAGCUGGCCGGCGUGGCUCUUCUGCAUCGUGUUCUUGACAAGCUUCACCGGCUUCUACAUCAUCUGGUGCACCAAUGUGUACAACAACUACCUGCUGUCACAGAUGGAGUUGCGCAACGGCACCAAUAGCUUCAAGUGGUGGCUGCAGCCACCCUUCUCGUUAAUGUACAAAAUCCACGUCUUUAAUUACACAAACGUGGAUAAGUUCGAGUCGGGUGUCGACGAAAAGUUGCGUGUCCAGGAACUUGGUCCGUACAUCUACGCCGAGAAGCUGAAUCGUGUGAACGUGGCGAUGAACGAGGACGACACAGUGACCUACCAGGACAAGAGGUCGUACGAGUGGCUGAGUGGAAGCCCGGAAGACGACGUCGUCGUCGUGCCGAACGUGCCGCUGCUGUUUGCUACCGCGUUCGCACGCGAUCUCAGCUUCCCGAUGCGAUGGGUCAUCAGAACAACGCUGCAGUCCCUGCACGAGCGGCCGUUCAUCAACGAGACGGUCGGCGGCUUCCUCUGGGGAUACGACACCAAGCUCUUUGACAUAGCCAAGCCAUUCAUGAUGUUGCAACGGGACAUACCGUUCGACAAGUUCGGCCUGCUGGCUAUAAAAAAAGGUAUCGAUAAAAAUCGCAUCACUGUGAAUACGGGAUCGCAAGAUUUCGACAAACUCGGCAUAAUCGAAAAAAUAAAUGGGAAGGAUAAUCGAGAAAUUUGGGGCGACGAACGCUGCGACAAAAUCGGAGGCACCAAUGGCAACAUGUUCCCACCCUAUGUAGUAAAAAAUACAAGCGAGACCAUCUACGUGUACUCCAAAGAGAUUUGCAGGAAGCUGCCGUUCGACUUUGCUGAACAAGUGACAGUCUUCGACAUGCCUUCUCUAAGAUAUAAAAUCAAGCCGGACACGUUCAACUGUUCGACAGCGCAGAACGACUGCUUUUGUCCGCGGGAACAAGAUAAUUCAAGAAUCUGCCCGCCCGCAGGACUCUUCAACAUUUCCGCGUGCAGCGACAACGCACCAUUGCUCACAUCGUUUCCGCAUUUUUAUGGCGGUGACAAGUCCUUAUUGAAACUAGUAGACGGUUUGAAUCCUCGGCAGGAAGAUCACGAGAGCUUCUUAGACCUACAUCCGCGACUCGCGAUGCCCAUCUCCGGUUGGUCGAGAUUGCAGAUGAAUAUUGAGAUACGCCAAGCGCGUAUCGUGCCGGUCCUCGGGAAUCUGAAGGAUGGCAUGAUCCUGCCGCUCAUCUGGAUCGAGACUGGAGUGGACGACCUGCCGGAAUCGGUGAUAGACGUAAUCCACGCUGCGCAUUUCACUGCAAACACCGUGGAGAACGUCUUGCAAUGGUGCACUCUGAUCAUUAUGAUACUCUCCUUGAGCGCGCUGGUCGCCUGUUUUUGGAAAUAUCGCAUGGAACAGGAUACGGACGUUCUCCGAAAGAGCUUGUCCGUUCAGAACACUCUACUCGCGUAAUCCUGAUCGAUGGAAGUCGAUCUAGAGAAAAAAAAAGGAGUUGAACAAACGGAGACUAAGACGUCUAAGGAAAAAAUUUCGAAACACCACGAAUGUUUAAAGAAUUUUAAACGCUUGUCCUAAUUUUUAAAUGCCUUUUAAAUUUUCUUCUUGGAUGCCUUUGGACUCUCGUGCUGUUUGACCGCAGUAGAAAACAUGAGUAUAGUAACCGCAGUUUUCCGCCGAGUUGCACGCGGAAGUGAAUUUAGAAUGAUAUAAAGCUGCAAACUAUGCCAAGAGAGAGCGAGGUGCUGUCAUUGCGAUACUUACGCAGAAUACUUACACAAAAGAAUAAUUUCAACAAUGACGAUUGACAAAUCUUGUACAAAAGCCUCGCAAAUAUUAUUCGCGCACCUAUCAAGUAUUUUGUUGACGACGUAUCGCUUUGACAAAAUGUUUGCCAAAGAGCAAACUAGAAGUCUCAUGAAUGAAGCGGGAUGCUUUUGCUUUUCAAAGAAAACGUUCUGAAAAAUAAUGCAUAAGAAUAUUAAUACCUGCUUGUAAAUUUACAACUUACAAAAAAUAGAUAAACUAAAGACGCAAUAAUAAAUAAUUUAAAAAAUUACUAGUUUCGGACUUCGUAAAAAAUUACGAAAACAAAUACUUUCGACCUAAAAAUAUCUGCUUUAUUAAUAUGCAAACUAAAUUGAAUCUAAUUAAUUGUCUUUGAGAAUACUUUGACGAAAAUUUCGACAGCUAUUUCAUCGAUAUCUAACAUGCAAAAGAUCCUCUUUGUUCGUACGACUUAUUAUAGAAUUAUUCAAUAUUGCAUAAGGUACAAUCGAUUUGCAAUCGAUUGUAUAAAUCAUUUGUACAAUUGUAGUUCCUACAAAUAUGUCGAUGUACUGCGUUUCAUCGUGAACAAAAAAAAAAAAUAUAUAUCUCGCAACGCGGUUAUGUGAUUGAGCUGUGAGAUUUUUUCGUGCAUUGAAAUAAAGUGCAAUUGCGGGUCACGAUCCGUUGCCGUGUCGAUCGCGGCAUUGCAUUCAUCGCGUUACCGUCCGCAAUAUCAUGUUUUGUCCGGUGAAUAUAGGUAUGUCACAUAUGUUUAUCGUGUUACCGAUGGUAAAUGACGACCGUACUUAAUUAAACGGUGGCACGUCGCAGUACGUAUUACAUACGACCGUUCAAUUAACGAUUGAGCCCGUUAUUUUACGGUGGCGAAAUUCGAUUCGUAGGGUGCUUUAAUGUAGAUUCUAAGUAACGUAGAUUCUAAGUAACGUAGAUUCUAGUAGUUUGUUAUUGAGCUCGCGACACGAAAAGCUCGCGAGAUCGUAAUAAUUAAUCGAUCGUUGUAACAUAAUUUUGUUUUCUAAUAAAAAUUGAAUGACAUAAGA